GAAUUCAAUGAAAACAUAAAGGACUUGACAGUAAACAGACUCGGUCUCAUUUCAACGUCGGCCUGGCUACACGACACUACCAAAGAAUUGUCUCUUGAUCGUGAAAACAUCUGCCCGGGAAAAUGACCAUCUCAGUGAAUCACAACAAGGCUUGGUCGUCGGAAAAGAGCGCUCGGCUGGAAGAAGAACUCGGUCGACGGAUUCUGAUUAUCGAUGGCGCUAUGGGUACCAUGAUACAAAAGCAUCGUCUGGAAGAAGAAGAUUUUCGGAAUGAAGAGUUAACUGGACAUGAAAAGAAUCUUAAAGGAAACAAUGAUUUGCUCAGUAUUACUCGGCCGGAAAUCAUCUACGACAUCCAUACCGCAUAUUUGGAAGCUGGGUCCGAUAUUAUUGAAACCAACACCUUUAGCGGUACGUGGAUCGCACAGGCUGAUUACGGAUUGGAAGAAUGGGCAUAUCGAUUAAAUUUCGAAUCUGCCAAGUUGGCAGCUCGUGCAGUGGCCGAUCACGAGAAAAAGACGGGCAAGCAAUGUUGGGUAGCCGGAGCGCUUGGUCCAACGAAUCGUACCUUAUCCAUCUCGCCAUCAGUCGAACGUCCGGACUUCCGAAAUAUCACUUUUGACGAACUGGUGGACGCAUAUACAACUCAGGCCAGGGCUCUAUUGGACGGUGGUGCUGAUAUUCUUCUAGUUGAAACCAUUUUCGACACGGCUAAUUCCAAAGCGGCGCUCUUUGCCAUUGAAAAUCUUUUUGAAAAAGAAUACAGUCGCAUUCCUGUUAUGGUCUCUGGAACGAUCGUUGACAAAAGCGGGAGAACUCUGUCAGGACAAACUGGAGAGGCCUUCGUUAUCAGCGUGUCACAUUCGAAUCCAUUAUGUAUAGGUCUAAAUUGUGCACUUGGAGCCCGAGAGAUGAGACCCUUCAUUGAAACGAUUGGACGUUCCACGUCAGCAUACGUCAUUUGUUAUCCUAACGCUGGUCUGCCAAACACUUUCGGUGGAUACGACGAAACUCCCGACUUAAUGGCGGAAAGUUUGCGGGAUUUCGCCAGCGACGGCCUUGUCAACAUUAUUGGUGGUUGCUGUGGAACUACACCUGAUCAUAUCAAAGCUAUUAAAAAAAUUGUGGAAAAAUAUCCACCCCGAAAGCCAAGUCCCAAUCCUUAUGAAGGCCACAUGCUAUUAUCUGGAUUAGAACCUUUCCGUAUCGGAAAAGAUACAAAUUUCGUUAAUAUUGGUGAACGUUGUAAUGUUGCUGGCUCUCGCAAGUUUUUGCGACUCAUCAAGGAUGGAAAAUACGACGAGGCUUUACAAAUCGCCAAGGAGCAGGUAGAAAAUGGUGCUCAAGUUCUUGAUAUUAAUAUGGAUGAAGGUAUGUUGGACGGCGUAGCAGCGAUGACUCGAUUUCUGAAUUUGAUUUCCUCAGAGCCUGACAUAUCCAAGGUUCCAUUGUGUAUCGAUUCGUCCAACUUCAAAGUGAUCGAGGCCGGAUUGAAAUGUAAUCAGGGAAAAUGUAUCGUCAAUUCCAUUUCAUUAAAAGAGGGCGAAGAAGAUUUCAUCCAUAAAGCCACAAUUGUAAGAAAAUUUGGUGCUGCAGUUGUCGUUAUGGCGUUCGAUGAGCUUGGCCAAGCCGCAGACACGGAUCGCAAAGUUGAGAUUUGUGUUCGAUCCUACAAGUUGCUUGUUGAUAAGGUUGGAUUCAACCCCAACGAUAUUAUUUUCGAUCCCAACAUUUUAACCAUAGCCACGGGAAUUGAAGAGCACAACACUUACGGAAUUGAUUUUAUUGAAGCUUGCAGAAGAAUUAAAAAAGUGUGUCCCGGCUGCCGAGUGAGUGGCGGUGUAUCAAACAUAUCCUUUUCCUUCCGCGGAAUGGAGCAAAUCCGUGAAGCCAUGCAUUCCGUUUUCUUGUACCAUGCUAUUAAAGCCGGCCUUGAUAUGGGAAUAGUAAAUGCCGGUAAUCUUGCCGUUUACGACAAUAUUGAUCCUAAACUACUGCAACUCUGCGAGGCCAUUUUAUGGAACAAGGAUGCUCACGGGACUGAAAAACUCCUGGAAUUUGCUCAAACUGCUGUCAAAGGUGAAAAGACUGUGGAAGUUGAUGACUCUAGGUCAAAACCAGUCGAAGAGCGUAUUGAAAAUGCCCUUGUGAAGGGUAUUGAUAAAUACAUUGUCGAAGACACAGAGGAAGCCCGAUUGGAUACAAAAAAAUAUCCACGUCCGUUGAACAUCAUUGAAGGACCGCUAAUGAAAGGAAUGUCAGUCGUUGGAGACCUGUUUGGUGCUGGAAAAAUGUUUUUACCUCAAGUAAUCAAAUCAGCUCGAGUGAUGAAAAAAGCCGUGGGCCAUUUGGUACCUUUUAUGGAAAAAGAGCGUGAAGCUGCCCAGGCCAUAUCGGGUGAAGUUGCGUCAGAAAACGAUCGUUUCGCUGGUACGGUCGUUCUCGCCACGGUUAAGGGCGACGUCCACGAUAUCGGUAAAAAUAUCGUCGCUGUCGUUUUAGGCUGCAAUAACUUCCGAGUUAUCGAUAUGGGGGUCAUGGUUCCCUGUGAUAAAAUAUUGGAACGAGCAAUUCAAGAAAAAGCCGAUAUCGUCGGACUUUCUGGACUGAUUACUCCAUCCUUGGAUGAGAUGAUUCACGUAGCCAAAGAAAUGCAACGCAUCAAACUGAAAGUGCCUUUGCUAAUUGGAGGAGCCACAACUUCUAAAGCUCAUACUGCCGUGAAAAUCGCUCCGGCGUACGAGCAUCCAGUCAUUCACGUGCUCGAUGCGUCACGUAGUGUGGUUGUGAGCUCGGCUUUGUUAGACAAAAACACUAUACAAGAAUACAUGGAAGAAAUCCGAGAAGAUUACGAAGACGUCCGACAGUUACACUACGAAACUCUACGUGAUCGCAAAUAUGUCAGUUUGGAGCUGGCCAGAGCGCGUCGUUUAAAACUGGAUUUCACUAACCAAUUCAAACCAGUUCGUCCGAGUUUCCUGGGAGUCAAAGUUUUUUCGGAUUACGACCUGGAAAGUCUUAUCCCAUACAUAGACUGGAAACCGUUCUUUGAUGUUUGGCAGCUGAGAGGGAAAUACCCCAAUCGAGGAUACCCAAAAAUUUUCAACGAUGAAACAGUUGGUGCUGAAGCCAAAAAAGUGUUUGAUGAUGCUCAAAAGUUGUUGAAACAAAUCAUCGAUGAAAAACUUCUCCAUGCUAAAGGGGUAUUGGCGUUCUACCCAGCCAACAGCUGCGGUGAUGAUAUUAUGGUUUAUGAAGAUGACGAUUGGCCUCGAGAUGAGCCUCUCGCUCGAUUCUGUGGACUGCGACAGCAGGCAGAGAAGGAGAGUAAAGAAGAACCUCAUUUGUGUCUCUCGGAUUUCAUAGCUCCUCUUACGUCUGGAGUUGGAGAUUACAUUGGAAUGUUCGCCGUCACGGCAGGAUUCGGAUGUGAAGAACUUUGCGCUAAAUUUGAAAAGGAAAAUGACGACUACAAUAUUAUCAUGGCGAAAGCCUUGGCUGAUCGUUUAGCCGAAGCUUUCGCUGAAGGAUUGCAUGAAAUUGUGCGUACCGAGCUGUGGGGUUACUGCUCAGAAGAAAGGCUUGCACCCUCUGAAUUACACGGCAUCAAGUACAAGGGGAUUCGUCCAGCUCCGGGAUAUCCCAGCCAACCAGAUCACACUGAAAAGUUGACAAUGUGGCGUCUCCUACAAGCGGAACCGAGAACUGGAAUCCGAUUGACUGACAGUUUAGCCAUGGAACCCGCUGCUUCGGUAUCCGGUCUUUACUUUGCCCAUCCGGAGUCUCAUUACUUUGGCGUUGGGAAAAUCUCCAAAGAUCAAGUGAUUGACUACGCAUCGAGAAAGGAAGCUGACGUUUCUCAAGUUGAAAAAACUCUGAGCAUCAACUUGGCGUAUGACUUGUAAACGUGCUGUCAAUUAAUCCGAAAAGAAAUCAUUUAAGGAUUAUUUGGCAUUUUAGCACUAUGCAAAGAUCAUGAUGAAAUAGGUUAAAUAAACAAAUUUUAUAUGGCA
Daphnia pulex (common water flea) is the source of this 4013-nucleotide messenger RNA. RefSeq names its product methionine synthase-like. Gene Ontology annotation, biological process: pteridine-containing compound metabolic process. The transcript has 25 exons. Gene Ontology annotation, molecular function: zinc ion binding; methionine synthase activity; cobalamin binding. The record is from RefSeq and is a predicted model, not a curated record. Bases 123 to 3905 code for a protein of 1260 amino acids. Lineage: Eukaryota; Metazoa; Arthropoda; Branchiopoda; Diplostraca; Daphniidae.